AUGGCAGUCGAAAGCGAUCGUUUAUAUUGGAGCGUCUCGAAAGAAGAUCAGAGCUACGCUGGCACCUCAGAUCCUGCUCCUCCCGUUCGAUCAUUAAUUCUUCCUCUAUUUUUUGAUAUUUGGCUAUACUCAGGAACGUUGGCUUGGUUUUCGGUGGACGAUGACCACAUUUUUCUCUUGGAAGGUUACACCGCAGCAUCGUACACACCACCAACCAUUAUCUUUCCGGCGUCAACUUUGCCAGGCAAAAUGUGGCAGACGCUCUUGCAAACUCGUACAUGUACACUAUCAAGCGCGACUACACGGGAGAGUACGGCCGUCUUAAAAAGGGCGUUGUCGGGGACUGAGCCAAAAAGCUUUAAAUUUGACGAGCUAAGACUGAAGGCGUCUAAAAACAAAAAGGAUUAUCCUUUUGUGGUGGCUGAGUCCCCCAUCCAUAUGUUUUGCAAGGUACAUGAGCUGAUUGCUUUAACAAACGACGAAGCCUUGGUCAUUUUGACGGUCGAGACUUUCGUAAUUGAUGGAUCGGUCCUAGGUCCGCCCACAGAUGAAAUGACAAAGCGGCCCAACGUGACGGCCAAAAUUGACGCCGAUCUAAUUGAACCAGUAGUAAGUCUCGGCGACGGCAAGGUAUUUCCCUUGAUGUGUUUGCGAUCGAUGCCUCGCCCAACGCGUUGUGCGCAACGCGGCUCGUGGACUUCCACCGAUUUCAAUAACAAUGUCGGAAGAGGGGACCAUAGCCUCGCUUACGAAACGACCGAAUGGUCGUACAGACAACACGGUGGUACCUGCCCCCUCGGGUAUAACGCAACAACGGCUUUAAUCAUGCCUAGACCAAUCGGUUGGAUUUCGACAUAUUCGCAAGAAGGCAAUGUUGCUCAUCUGGCUCCCUACAGUUUUUUUACUGAUGUCUCCCGCGGAUGUGAACCAAUAGUCGCAUUUUCCGCCUUUCGCAAGGAAGGUACAAUAAAAAAAGAUGCACACAAAGAUGCAGAGGAGAUGAAGUGUUUUGUAUACAACAUGGUGGAUGAGGACUUGGCCGUAAAAAUGAAUUAUUCUGCUGCAGAGCUUGGACGCAACGAAAGUGAGUUCGAAUUAGCCAAGUUGACACCUGGGAAGGCACGUCUAGUAGAUGCUCCGGUUGUGUCAGAAGCCUGGAUACGAUUGGAGUGUGAAUAUUUUAAGACGGUGGAAGUUGACAGCUUUUCAGUCGUUCUCGGUUUCGUUCGUGGCAUAGACAUUGACCGCAAGCUUUGGAAAGACGGCAGGCUCGACGUAUCUUUGCUAAAGCCUAUCACACGGCUCGGGUAA
This is a messenger RNA of Phaeodactylum tricornutum CCAP 1055/1, 1311 nucleotides long. RefSeq lists its product with no specific name. Gene Ontology annotation, molecular function: FMN binding. Lineage: Eukaryota; Bacillariophyta; Bacillariophyceae; Surirellales; Neidiaceae. The record is from RefSeq and is a predicted model, not a curated record. The transcript is spliced from 2 exons. Bases 1 to 1311 code for a protein of 436 amino acids.